Monascus purpureus is the source of this 1923-nucleotide messenger RNA. The record is from the annotation of a GenBank genome assembly. NCBI's taxonomy places the organism in Eukaryota, Fungi, Ascomycota, Eurotiomycetes, Eurotiales, Aspergillaceae.
GGGGGCGCUAUUGGCUGCGAAAGGCGAUGGAUCAGUGUCGCGUCGCGUUUUCCUUGGAUGUGCUACGACGCGUCGAACUCUUAACCCGAGUCUCUAAGAGAGAUGCGCAACUGAUGUCAAAUCACUCUUCUACGACAAUUUAGCAUCACGGGAAAGGAGGAGGAAAGGAUAAUUUCGAAAGAAAAAUAUUCAGUUGGUCACAAUGCGUACUCGCACAACACGCACAUCGGAGUCUGCAUCAAAGCCAACUGCGACGACCGAGUUCUCUACGAAACCAAGCAAGACAUUCAUUCUACCAACCGCAGCAAGCAAUGACGCCGAUUCCAGAUUCAUUACGCUCCCUAACCCGCGAACGGGAUCCCUAAAUCGCUACCUCUUCUCCCCCAAACUCGGCCUGUACGAGUUCACAGUCGUCGCGCCUCCUCCCCGCCAACCCCCAAGAAGCAUUCUCUUCGCCCCAAGACCAACGGAUGCAGCAUCAGAAGAAGAAAACAAAAAGGGAAGUCCAGGGGCAAUUUCAAGGAGAGCAGAAUUAUGGGUCGCAACACCGGUCGAUUUCCUUUUCUUCAUGAUACCAUUAUUAGUCCCCUCAGAGCCGACGAGGAACAGUGACAAUGCCAAGGGACUGUUUCAGCCAUUGGAUGAUAUAAUUGAUUCCCAAGAUGACCUUCAUGCGCAUCUGCGGUAUGUCCUCUACGUUGAGACUUUCCGAGAUGUCUACCGGCAGCGAGUGGAGGCAGUCUGUGAUACCGUGGAGGCAGGAGACGAGAAGAUGUUCCGGUUCAACGAGAAGAAGUUGCUCCAGGAGCUAAUCCGGAAGGCUGAGCAGAUGGCUGCGCAGGGACUUCCCGCCAGCUUGGAGGAGAAAUUUGUCCGGCAGGCGCUAGUUACGCCGUUGAUGGCCGUCAAACGAGAGGAUCUCGUCACGGACAAGAAUGGCCAUGGCCAAUCUCAUUCUAAUGAGAGCGAAAAAGGAGAAUCACAGGCAGAAAAACUGGAGUCUCAAUCAAGUACGGCCACGGCUACGACUACGCCAUCUCUAUCAACACUCUCAGGACAGUCUACACCUGCAACAGAACCAUCGGUAACAGACUCUCCAGACACGGAUGAUACGAAACCAGAAUCCACCCAGACGAACAGAGGAGAAAACACAGGCGCCCCCGAACCCAUAGUCCGCCUCCUCCGCCUCUCUACCGCCCUUUCAUUCAUCAAACAAUCCUACCUCCCCCCAUCCCUAUCCAUUAGGAUCGAUGAAAUCCUCUCUUCGCCAGAAAGCCCAAUAGAUUUCACCCCCAUGAACGAGCAUCUGAAACGCGUAGCCACGCUUCGUGCGGAGGCUCUCGCAGCUCGCUCCCUGGCAGACUUCAGCCGCAAGCGUACUGCAGAGGACGAAGAAGAAGCCGAGUCCCGCGCGGACAAGAAACGGCGGAAAGAGGAAGAGGAGAAGAAGAAGAAAGCUGGGGAGUCUCGCGCGGCCCGAGAAUUAAAGAAAGUGGAUACGAGCGGGAUGAAGAAGAUGAGCGAUUUCUUUGGAAAGGCGGCAUCCAAGAAGAAGACCUAGGGUUCUUCUCUUCUCCAUCUGCUACGUCCGAGAUUUAUACUCCACAUGGUAUGGAGAGAAGGAAAAAAGGCAGCGUCCUCUGUGGGAAGAUUAGUCUCCCGGAUACGAGGCGAACGCCAGCAUCAACCCGAAUUCCUAUUUAUCGGAAGCUUCGCCUAGGUCUUCCCAUUCAAUGCAGGUCCUAUGAAGGUAUGGACGCCGCUCUGCCAAUUUCCGGAAUCCUUGAGAUACAGGUUUACCUUGGUGCCAGGGGCAGGGAAUGCCUAAAUUGGCUCUUGGAGAUGCUGCAUAACCAGCAUUUGUAACUACCCAAAAACAUUGGGAUCAUGAAAUUAAUUGGACCGCAGAAACAAGAAGUGCAG